AUGAUAAAGCGACGAUUUGCAAUUCAUAGUGCCAGUGGAAUGUUUGAAGUGUACGACUCGGACCAGCAAGAAGACUGCACGCAAAAUAACAGGUCAAACUUGCCUGAAUUAGUUCCCGAAAAUUGUUCGCGAACAGAUUGGUCAAACCUGCCUGAGCUAGCGGUCAUCAUGGUCAUGAAAUACCUGGAGGAUUCGGACCGUGGUAGCAUGGCUCAGACCUGCACCACGUGGGCCAGGUUAGUUCGAACCGCCGCGCUCUGGAGGAGGAGACAUGUACAACUUGGAAUCGACCACAAGUCAGAUCGGAAGGCCGUGCAGUACUUUGAACAGUUUGCCGGCAAUUUACAUCAACUUAGCAUCGCUUGCCAAUCACGGGGCUUCUUGACGAGAUUUCGCUUGAAGGAAAAUCUAGCUCAAAUAAUCAGCAACAUCACCGAAAAGAAACCGAAGUUACGUGCCUUGGUUAUCAAUAGGCUCGGAUUGGACAGAUUCAGGAAGUUCGACGUGAUCAAGACCCGAGAUCGUGAUUUAGUCAACGGAAUGUGUAAGAUGUUCCGCGGGCAGACGCGGAUGCGGGUCGUGAAGCUUCCGGAGACGUAUGUGAGACUAGUUACGGGGAGGCGGCUGCUGCAGGCACUAGCAAAGGGAAGCGGACCGCAGGUCGCCACUCUGAAUCUUAUAGACUUCUUCCAGCACGGCAUUGCUGUGUACCGGGUGCCAAAUAUUCAAAAGAUCAUAACAUCAUUCACAAAUCUUCGGAAACUCGCGAUAAAUUUCAACUGUCUCUCCGAGGAGAUUUUGCUAGGUGUUGCCAAGAAGACGCGUGGCCGGUUACGUCAUCUUACAGUACGAGUCCACGAGCGCGACCCACAUGGACACCGAAUCAACGGAAGAACUUGGAAGGCCGUGAGAGCGCUUUGUCCCGAGCUGCAGGUGGAGUUUGAAUUCGACAGCAUCUGUACGUAA
Lineus longissimus is the source of this 966-nucleotide messenger RNA. Its product is annotated as F-box only protein 39-like. The transcript has a single exon. The record is from RefSeq and is a predicted model, not a curated record. Gene Ontology annotation, biological process: positive regulation of protein ubiquitination. Gene Ontology annotation, molecular function: protein binding. The coding region runs from base 1 to 966 and encodes 321 amino acids. NCBI's taxonomy places the organism in Eukaryota, Metazoa, Nemertea, Pilidiophora, Heteronemertea, Lineidae.